GGCGGCGGCAGCGCAGCCGCGCGGAGCGGAGCGGGGCCGGGCUGCAGAUCAAAAGAUGGAAGCCUCAGUCAUGCUUUGCAGCAAAUUUCAUGUAACACGUGAAGGGAACUGAAGCAGAAACCAAAGCCAAGGCAAAGCAGCAUCUGACCUUGUCACUGGGGGGCAGAAAACAGCCGCUGGUUCUACUGGUGCUUCAAUCAAGCUCCACGGGCAAUGAGGAAUUGCAGAGAGCUCACAAAGUGCAAGUUCUUUCCAGGUCCGUGGGGUGAAUAAAAAUUGUUAAUUCUUGGCUUGAUUUGUCAUCCUUUUUGGGGAAAAAAAAGGUAUGUCAGACUGGCCAUUAUAUGGUUAGACCAAGCACAACUGGAAGUGGAUUGCUCUGGAGAUGAGAGUGACUGAGGCCAGCAAAGCCAAGGAGAAGCCUGUUCAACUCCAAAUCUCCUCGGGAUUCCUUGGAGAGGUGAUAAAGUGAGUAAUAAGGCGAAGUGGGAGUUAUAAAGUGGAUGCGACAGCUCCAGCAGAACUUCUUCUCACUGCCACAUACAAAGCAACUUAACGUUAUUCGGAAAUCCAUUUGAGGAAAAAAUGCACUUUGAGCAUCUCUGCGCUUCUUGUGUCUGAAGCAUUGAUCAGGAACACUGGCAGCACAACGCUGACAAACGAGAAGAGAAUAUGGUGAAGGCAGCUAAGGAAAUUCAAAUGGAGAACCCAAGAGAGGCAGAGACUCCCAGCACAGGGGCCACGUGCGCCCCACCAGAGGAACAAGCAAAAAAACCCUCCAUGCUCUGUUUUAAGAAGCGGAAGAAGUCCUCUAAGGAGAGGCUGACUGUGAAGGAUGCGAGCGAAGGAGCCCCAGAGGAGAAAAGCCAAUGUGUCAGCACUGACCAAGAGGAGGCAAAAGCUUCCAAUCCAUCACGAUCCUCCAAAGGAACCUGGGCAGCCAUCAAAAACCUUGCCAGACCUCGGAGAAGGCAGAGGUCCUCCUCACGGAAGACGGUGCCCUCUGAUUCCCAAGUGCAGCUGGAGGUGGAUGCUGAGGAGAGCUGUGCUCAAGACCUCCCAAAGAAACGGGCGAGCUCUGGGGUGAAGAUACCCUGCGUGAGGUUCUCCAGAGGCAAGAAAAAACCCAGCCCCUCAGAAGCACUGGAGGAGUCAGAGGGCAGCGUUCAAGCAGAUGAAGUGAUGGGUGUUGUGAAUAAGGCUAGUGAAGAGCCAGAGGAUUUGGCCCCGGCGGACAAAUCCGAAUCCUUGAGCCCAGCCUCUGCGCAGGAGGAGCCGGGUACGGUGAAGCAGGAGCAGCACAGAAGGAAAGAGGACCAGGAUACAGUGAAGGACCAGGACACAAUGAAAGAGGAUCAGGAUAUAGUGAAAGAGGACCAGGAUACAGCAAAGGAAAGUGACACUUCUGUUGGGAAGAGUGAGCCCAUGACAGAGCCCACACGUGAUGCAGAGGAAUAUUCAGAGUGCACUGUUCAGUUGGAGAUAACUGACUCAGAGACAGCUGAUGAAACAGCCCAGGACAAACUGCAGGAAGGGAGCCUACCCCAAACCACUGACAGUGCAGAGGGCAGGGAAAUUGCUCCCAAAGCUCCUGUUUGUAAAGAUCAACCUGACAAUGCCCCUGAAAUCACAGAGUGGCAGGAAAUCCCUAAUACCUGCAAAGAGAUGCCUGAAAGGGAUGAAUUGGAAAAGAGCGUAAAUCCUCCUAAGGAGGAAAAAGCAGAGGAGAUUGUAACUGAUUUCAGUGAGCUGGCAUCUGGAGGCAAGGCAGCAAGUGUGCAGGAGGCAGCAAGUGUGAAGGAUGCAGCAAGUGUGAAGGAUGCAGCAAGUGUGAAGGAUGCAGCAAGUGUGCAGGAGGCAGCAAGUGUGAAGGAUGCAGCAGAUGUGAAGGAUGUAGCAGAUGUGAAGGAUGCAGUGAGUGUGCAGGAUGCAGUGAGUGUGCAGGAUGCAGUGAGUGUGCAAGAGGCAGUGAGUGUGCAGGAUGCAGUGAGCGUGCAAGAGGCAGUGAGUGUGCAGGAUGCAGUGAGUGUGCAAGAGGCAGUGAGUGUGCGGGAUGCAGUGAGUGUGCGGGAUGCAGUGAGUGUGCAAGAGGCAGUGAGUGUGAAGGAUGCAGUGAGUGUGCAGGAUGCAGUGAGUGUGCAAGAGGCAGUGAGUGUGAAGGAUGCAGUGAGUGUGCAGGACAUGGCAAGCGUGAAGGAUGCAGCAAUCAUGCAGAAUGCCACAGUGCAAGAUGCAGCAAGUGCUCAGGAGGCAGUGAGUGUGCAAGAAGAAGCGAGUGUGAAGGAUACAGCAAGCAUGCAGGAUGUCAUGAGUGUGCAGGAUGCAGUGAGCACACAUGAUGUAGCAAGCGUGAAGGAUGCAGCAAGUGUGCAGGAGACAGCGAGUGUGCAGGAAGCAGCAAGUGUGCAGAAUGCCGCAAGUGUGCAGAAUACCACAAGUGUGCAGGAUGCAGGAAGUGCACAGGAUGCAGCAGAUGUGAAGGAUGCAGCAGAUGUGAAGAAUGCAGUGAGUGUGCAGGAGGCAGUGAGUGUGCAGGAGGCAGCGAGUGUGCAAGAAGCAGUGAGUGUGAAGGAUACAGCAAGCAUGCAGAAUGCCACAAGUGUGCAGGAUGCAGGAAAUGUGCAGGAUGCAGGAAGUGUACAGGAUGUAGCCAGUGUGCAGGAUGCAGCAAGUGUGCAGGAGGCAGCGAGUGUGCAGGAAUGCUCCAGCCACCAGGUAUUAGAAGCAAAUGCAGGCUCUGGUGUCAGCAUCGUCAUCACCAUCACUGAAGCUGAGGACUCUGACAACACCGACUCUGACCAGGCCUAUGAGCCGUCCCCAGUUUUGCACCAAAAAAAGCAAAAAGGGAAUAAAAAAUCCAACAGGAAUGCCGAUGUUGGCCAAAAAGAGGGCCCUGAGGCUGGUGAUGGUCCCCAGGUGGAGGAGAAAGGUCUGGCUGACCAGGGGCACAGAACUGGGGAGCAGUAUGAGUUGCUCCUCAUAGAAACCGCCUCCUCCCUCGUGAAGGCGGCCAUCCAGUCAUCCAUAGAGCAGCUGGUCAAUGAAAUGGCCCUGGAACAGAAUAAACACAACAGCUUUCUGUGAUGGCAGCCUCGCUCCAGAGAGAAGGAGUAGAGGGAGUGAUGUCAAGCUCCAUUUGGCCCGUGGGGUGCGUGGAGAACUCGGAGAGCUCCCGGGCCCGAGGUGUAGUUAAUUCUGCAUGCCCGUUCAGUUGUGUGUCCAUGUGAAACGGAUCCCGGGAUGUGGGCAGACCCCGCUGCGUGCAGCGCGUCCCCUGGGGCUUCAGACAGCGCCGCUGACCACAGCUGCGGAAAAACUGAGGUGUUACAGCGACUGUAUUUUCAAUUCUUGGCACAUUUAUGUCAAGGCCACAUCUCUGCCCUCACCCACGCCCUGUUUCCCCGCUGUUCAUGCUGCAGACCUGUACAUACCAUGUGUUGGAAGAAAGGUGCUGAGAGGCCGUGAGUGCCCGACCUGGAUUCGCUGAAACGGCUGGAGGCUUGCUGGGGCUUUAUUGCAGAUGAGGAAGAGCGAAGUGUCUGCGAUAUCAACAGGAAAACAUCGAUGCCAGGCUGUGUUCUGUGCUGUGAACAGGCCCUCGCUCCGCACGGGCGCCGAGAGCCGAGGUCGCUGCCGUCGCACGAAGCCCCAGCGAGCUCUCUCCCCGCUCCACUCGGCCUCUCCCCGUGUCAUGAGCAGCCUGUGCAUCUCCAGGCACGUUACCGCUCAGCAUCAGCCUCGCCUCGCUGACCCCGGGCUGCGCGGAUGCCAAGAGAGCGACAGCGCCUCGUUUGCCGGGGGGUCCCUUCUCGCACCGCUGAACUCAACGGGGAGAAUCCCUGCGGCAUGGCGGCCGUGGGCUGGGCGGGAGCAGCCCUGCCGCAGGCCGCCCCUCUCCUCCCUCGCCUUCCCCCGGCCCCGUCCCGCUGUCGCGCCGAAGCUCCCCUCGGAUGUAGCAUAGGUUUUUUUUUUAUACAUGGCAUGCGAUAUAAAUAGCAGUGAGCUGCAUGCGUGUUAGCAGUCAACAUAGUUUGGGAAGCUGCAAUGUGCCGGGAUUGCUUUGGUUUGGUCUGAGCGCGGCUGGCAGCCCUGGAUGCUGGCGGCAGCCUGUCCCGCACCGCUCCCCGCUCGCCGCAAAGCUCUCCCGCCUCCAGCAUCCAUCCCCUGCAUCCCUUGGGAAUCGAGCAUUAUGCCCGGCUCGCUGCCACCAGGCUCCAGCACGCCGUGUAGCUCGCUCUGAAACAUGCA
This is a messenger RNA of Hirundo rustica (Barn swallow), 4248 nucleotides long. RefSeq names its product A-kinase anchoring protein 5 (gene AKAP5). Gene Ontology annotation, molecular function: molecular adaptor activity; glutamate receptor binding; protein kinase A regulatory subunit binding. NCBI's taxonomy places the organism in Eukaryota, Metazoa, Chordata, Aves, Passeriformes, Hirundinidae. The coding region runs from base 673 to 3084 and encodes 803 amino acids. Gene Ontology annotation, biological process: positive regulation of adenylate cyclase activity. The transcript is spliced from 2 exons. The record is from RefSeq and is a predicted model, not a curated record. Gene Ontology annotation, cellular component: postsynaptic density; dendrite membrane; excitatory synapse.